Purpureocillium lilacinum is the source of this 1518-nucleotide messenger RNA. RefSeq lists its product as uncharacterized. NCBI's taxonomy places the organism in Eukaryota, Fungi, Ascomycota, Sordariomycetes, Hypocreales, Ophiocordycipitaceae. The record is from RefSeq and is a predicted model, not a curated record. Gene Ontology annotation, molecular function: aldehyde dehydrogenase (NAD+) activity.
AUGACCUUUUCCACCGAAAUCCACACCUUCCACUCGGGCAAGCCCCAGCCCUCGUCGUCGGGAUCCUCAACCUUCACCUCGGUUGAUCCCAGCACCGCGAAGCCUCUCGCCACCAUUUACACAACCACCCGCUCCCAGCUCGACGAUGCCGUCUCCUCCGCCGCCGCCGCGUUCCCGACCUGGGCCGGCACCCCGGCCCCGCGCCGCGCCGCCAUCCUCCUCCGCGCGGCCGCCAUCCUGCGCGAGCGCAACGACGAGCUCGCCCUCACCGAGACGCUCGACACGGGCAAGGCCCUCUCCGAGACCACCACCGUCGACGUGGUCACCGGCGCCGACGUUCUGGAGUACUACGCCCACUUCGCCGCUGGGAGCAACCCUGGCCAGCACACGCGCCUGCGCGAUGACGCCUUCGUCCUCACCACCCAUGAGCCCCUCGGCGUCUGCGCCGGCAUCGGCGCAUGGAACUAUCCCAUCCAGAUCGCCCUCUGGAAAUCGGCUCCCUGCCUCGCGGCCGGCAACUGCAUGGUCUACAAGCCCAGUGAAGUGACACCCCUGCACGCCAACACGCUCGCCCAGAUCUAUAUCGAGGCUGGCGUGCCCCCAGGUGUCUUCAACGUCGUCUACGGCGACGGCCCUGCGGUCGGCGCACCUCUUGUCGCCCACCCGGGCAUCGCAAAGGUCAGCUUCACCGGCCAGGUCAGCACUGGCAGCAAGGUUGCCAGCCAAGCCGCCAACGACAUGAAGGCCGUCACCAUGGAGCUCGGCGGUAAGAGCCCCGUUGUCAUCCUGCCCGACGCCGACGUCGACGAGGCCGCCGACGUGGCCAUGGCGGCCAACUUCUUCUCCACCGGCCAAGUCUGCACCAACGGCACCCGCGUCUUCGUCCCGGACACGAUGCUGUCGCGCGUCGAGGAGGCUCUCGUCAAGCGCUGCCGCGAGGGCAUCCGCAUGGGCCUCCCGCGCGACGAAAAGACCAACUUUGGCCCUGUCGUCAGCGCCGCCCAGCGCGACAAGGUCAACAUGUACAUCAAGCACGGCCGCGAGGUCGACCGCGCGCGCGUCCUGUACGACGGCGCCAAGGAGGCGCAGAGCAAGCGGCCCACGGCUGACGGCUACUGGGUCCCGCCCGUCAUCUUCUCCGACUGCACCGAUGACAUGCGCGUCGCUACCGAGGAGAUCUUUGGACCCGUCAUGUGCGUCCUGCCGUACAAGACCAAGGGCGACGACUGGAUGAACGAGCUGAUCCGACGGGCAAACAACACGGCCAUGGGGCUGGCCGCUGGCGUCGUCUCGUCCGACGUGGGCGCCGCGCAGGACGUCGUGCGCAGGCUGGACGCGGGCAUCACCUGGAUCAACACGUGGGGUGAGUCGCCCGCGGAGAUGCCUGUCGGUGGGUGGAAGAUGAGCGGCAUCGGGCUUGAGAACGGCCACGAGGGCAUCCAGGCGUACAUGCGCACCAAGAGCACGCUGGUGCAGUUGGGCAAGGGCGCCUGCAAGGGGCUGUUUGCGAAGCUGUAG